Messenger RNA from Girardinichthys multiradiatus, 2340 nucleotides. It is a transcript of the gene ift74, whose product is annotated as intraflagellar transport 74. The transcript has 21 exons. The record is from RefSeq and is a predicted model, not a curated record. The coding region runs from base 201 to 2012 and encodes 603 amino acids. Gene Ontology annotation, molecular function: beta-tubulin binding. Gene Ontology annotation, biological process: cilium assembly; intraciliary transport involved in cilium assembly. NCBI's taxonomy places the organism in Eukaryota, Metazoa, Chordata, Actinopteri, Cyprinodontiformes, Goodeidae. Gene Ontology annotation, cellular component: intraciliary transport particle B; cilium; centrosome.
UCAGAAUCCACGCAUUCAGUGAUUCGGGGAGGUUGCUGUGAGUGGUCUUCUGGGCCUUUGUCAUGAUUCAGACCGGCUGGUGAUGUAUCCCACCAUAAAUCUAUAAAAAGUUGCCAGCGCCUUAAUGUUAAGGAACAGAUAGAGGCUUGAGCAGCUUAACUAUCCCACGAAAAUCCUCCAGGAAACAAGUUUAAGGCAUCAUGGCGAGCCAGAAGCCACCUUCCAGCAUUGGUAGGCCGAUGAGCCGGAGCGGAUCUGCUGCUCCUGGUGUCGGAAGACCCCCCACAGCAGUGCGACCUCCUCCCACCGCUAUACGGGUACCAACCGGGAUGGUUCCAGGUACCAGUGGGCACCCUGGUAUGAGAGGGGGCAUCCCCUCUCCUGGAGUCCUGUCAGCACCCAUCAAAGUGACUGACAGGCCUGUGACCCAGCAGGGGCUCAGUGGAAUGAAGACGGGCAUGAAAGGGCCUCAGAGACAGAUUCUGGACAAGUCCUACUACCUGGGUCUGCUCAGGAGUAAAAUCAACGAGUUGACCACAGAGACCAGCAAACUGCACAAAGAGAUUGAAAACUACAACCAGGAGAACUCUGUCUAUCUCUCCUAUGAGAAAAGAGCUGAGGGCCUGGCUGUAGAGAUCAAGGACCUGCAGGGCCAGCUUGCGGACUACAACAUGCUGGUGGACAAGCUCAACACCAACACAGAGAUGGAGGAAAUGAUCAAUGACUACAACAUGCUCAAAGUGCAUAAUGACAUGGAGGCACAAAGCAUCGACAGCAUCUUCACAGAGAGGAGAGAAAGAGAAGUGGUAAUCAGGGCGAUCGAGGAGGAGAUCACAAGGGAAAGGCAGGUGGCCGACGAAGUUGUCCAGGCAAUGCCUUCAGCAAAGCGCGAGAAAUAUUUCUCCAUGACAACAGCCAAUGAUGACCUGCUACAGGAAUUUGCGGUCCUGCAGGAGGAGCUGGACAUUCUGGUAACCAGGAAGGAAGACUAUGAAGCAGAGCUGUCCCACUCCCAGAUAAAACAGGAAAUGGUUCGGCUUCACGAGACGCUGUCGGCACUGGAGGGAAAGCGUAAUGCCAUGGAGGCCGAGCACAAGAGCCUGGGCUCCCCUCAGGAGCAGAGGGAGAAAUUGCUAAAGCAGGUUAAGGAGGACAACCAGGAAAUAGCCAGCAUGGAGAGACAACUUACUGAGAUCAGGGACAGGACGAGACAAAUCAUAGAGGACAUCCGGAAUCUGGAACAGGACUCAGAGGCAGCUCAGGGGGAGUGCCAACAGAAGUACAAGGAGCUGAAGAGGAAGGAGGAAGAAAUAGACCGGUUCCUGGAGUCGUUUGAGGAGUCCAAAGCUGAGGAGCUGGAGAAGCUCAACCAGAGCCAGGAAAACAUCGUCUCACUCCUGGAACAUUGCAGCAGGAACAUGUUGAGGUUACGCCAUGUGGAUACGGUGACUGCCAGCGAGCUGAAGAACAUGCAAGAGGUACUGGUCAGCAAGGAGACGGAGGUGGUCCAAUCAGUGAGCACCACCAGAGGACUGACAACAGAGUCCCGACGCCUGCAGCAGGACCUGGAGAAGGUCCAGCAGCUAGAGGGGAAGAUCACAGAGGAGCUCAGCACACUGAAGGAACAAGUCAGCACCAUGGAGUCUGAGCUGCACACCUACGGAGACCUGGAGACCCUGAGGCAGACGGCCGAGGACAAGAGGAAGAGGCUCCUGAAGGAACGGGUGUCUCUGACUCAGCAUCAAGAUUCAUUUGGACAGCUGUUGGAGGAGAUGAACCAGAAACACGAAGCUCUCAAAAUCAAACUGCAGGAGAACGAGACGCAUGCUCAGCUGACUAACCUGGAGAGGAAAUGGCAGCACCUGGAGCAGAACAAUUUUGUAAUGAAAGAGUUCAUCGCAUCCAAGACUCAGGAGAGCGACUAUGCAUCAGUUGCUAAGAUUGUCUCCCAGCAGGUGGAGGAGUACAACAAGAGCCUUAUAGAGUCGCUGCAGACGAAUGGCCUGAAAUAACCUCCAAUCAGUUAUCUUCAGAAAAACAAGGACUUUCUGCUGAACCUGGUGUCUUCAUUGAGAAGUUGGUAAUAAUAUGGAAAUUAGUGUUUUUAUUAGUGUAGUUUUGGGCAUUUUUACAACAGCUGCAUAUUGUUGCAGCUACAAAUUUCUCUUUUUAUCUGACCACAGAUUUUGAUAUUUAUCUUCUUUCUGCCAUCUGGGCUUUUAGAGAGUAUUUAAAGUUUGUCAGCUUGUAUUCUUCCUUGCUUCGGAUUGUUCUUUUUUUCUGUUAGCCUGAGCAUUGCAGUUUCACUUGUUCCUGAGCAAUAAAGGUGGUGACAUGUAA